Ictalurus furcatus (blue catfish) is the source of this 1745-nucleotide messenger RNA. RefSeq lists its product as uncharacterized. The record is from RefSeq and is a predicted model, not a curated record. NCBI's taxonomy places the organism in Eukaryota, Metazoa, Chordata, Actinopteri, Siluriformes, Ictaluridae. The coding region runs from base 95 to 1009 and encodes 304 amino acids. The transcript is spliced from 11 exons.
GUUUAUGUCAGCUUUUGUUGGCCACUCAAUUGAUGCAAUGGGUAGAGUACAUGCACAAACGUACACACACACACGCACACACACAAAAUAGAGCAUGAGCUUGAACAUCAUGGAGAAAAUGAGUGCUACCUUUUGCAUUCUGACAGUUGUGGGAACUCUGUUGGUACCAACAUUUGCUGAGAACAAGACCUCAGAUAAUCUUGCUGAAAACAUUACUACAACCCAAAUAUCAGUCUUCAUGUCCAAAAAACCUGUUGAUAUGACUAGCUCAAUGAAUGUGAGCAAUGGAACUGAAGGCAACACAGCCACAGCUCAAAACGCGCCCAUCAACAACUCAACCACUCCCAUGACACCAAAUGAAGGAAAUACCAGGACGGUUUCACCUGAAUUAGAUCCAACAACUAAGAAAAUUAACGUGCCCACACCUGGACCAAAGCCCAAAUCUACAACCAAAAAGGACCACACCAUAACCACGAGCACAAAAACACCCUCAGGUGAUGAAGUAAAAACAGACAGCUCAUCAGUGUACAUCAUUGUCUUGAUCGUCAUCAUUCUGGUUAUUGCUGUUAUUGGCAUCAUGUGCUUCUGUUUUAAAAAUAAUCGCAGGAGGUUCUCUGUAGAUAUACAUGCCAAAAAUGAAGAUGCUCAAAUUCCACUUGCUGAAGUGGAGCCAGAGAUGAAUGAGAGCUCACUAAAAGGCAUGAAAACAUUUAUUUCGUUUGAGGGGGAGGAGUCUUCACCGACUGACACAGUGGACAAGACUGAAGGAGAAAAAGCCCCGACUGAAGCUAAUCAGCAGGUUAAGGAAAGCCCAGCUGAGUCUCAGACCACUGAAGCUCCUGCUGAGAAGCCGGCUGGGCUGGCAGUCGUGGAUUUAAAUGAUGAUCCAACAGCCUCCAACAAGACCUCCGUGGAGACUCUGAACGAUGUGCUUAAUGAGAACAACAGCAACAACAAUGCAGUGCAUGAUGUUCGUGUGUGCUUCACUGACAUCUGCCUUAAUGACUAGUUCUAAGAUGAGCUGAAGCUGAAAAUGCAAUGACCAAAGAGGACAUGUCUUACAGAACUUACAGAAAUGGAGGAAAAAGAAGGAAAGUAUGCAGAAAUGAAAUAUACACACACAAUAUAACCAAAAAUAUGUGUACACCUGACCAUAACACCCAUGUGUAGUUCUUCCCCAAACUGUUGCCACAAAGCUGGAAGCACACAAAUCUCUAUUGUGUGCUUGUAUGCUGUAGCAUUAAGAUUUUCAUUCACUGGAACUAAGAGGUACAAGCCUGUUCCAGCAUGACAAAACCCCUGUGCAUAAAGUGAGGUGCAUUAAAACAUGGUUUGCCAAGAUCUCGAGUGGCCCGCACAGAUCCUACUGAACACCUUUGUAAUAGAUUGGAACUCCAAAUGCCUGCCAGGCCUCCUCACCCAACAUGGGUGCCUGGCCUCACUAAUGCUCUUGUGUCUGAAUGAACACAAAUUCCCAGUAGAAUUGUCCACAUACUUUUGAACCUAUAGUGUACUUGUCAAAAUUGUGUUUUAGUGUCUUUGCAUGUUACUUCAAUUAAAAGAAAAAACGAAUCAAGGAUUUUUUUUUUUUUUUAAUUAAUGAACACUUUCAAACCUAAUGCAAUUUGUAUUAUUGUGAGGUUAUUUAUGAUUAUCAUACAAUGUACUUAUAUACAGUAUGCACAUAAAUGGAAAUAUCCUAUACCUAAUCCAUACACAGGACUAAUAAAGUAUUUAUAAACGUA